Penicillium canescens is the source of this 627-nucleotide messenger RNA. RefSeq lists its product as uncharacterized. The record is from RefSeq and is a predicted model, not a curated record. The transcript has a single exon. Bases 1 to 627 code for a protein of 208 amino acids. Lineage: Eukaryota; Fungi; Ascomycota; Eurotiomycetes; Eurotiales; Aspergillaceae.
AUGUCAUUCCUCUCCGUGCUCUGCGGAUGCUUCUCCCGCGAGGAGAAACCCUGUUCAACCCCAGAAACAAUGAUCCAAAGACCCAACAGCGGCAUCCAAACAGGCCACUUCACACUCAACCGCGACGGACAAUUCAUCCUCCCCUCACCCUCACCCGGGCGCAAUGGGCACGGACCCUCGGAUGACUCGGAGGAUGGGGGCUAUUCUAGCGUGGUCCCGCUGCCGCAGUACACAGCCCGUCCGAUCAGUCUCCACGAGAAGACGCUGGAAGCCCACAUGCGUGAUCCUUCCGUCUCCUCUGAGUCCCAGGGGUAUCCCCAGGAGGAGAAGAGCCGCAAUCUCUACGACGAGGAAGUCACUUCUGAUGCUUCUUCUGCUAUUUCCUACCCUAGCAGCUAUGGGAAUACAUCCACUGCAACGAGGGAAACUCCACCGCCGCCGUACUCGCCUCGUCAUUCGGUGAUGCUAAGUCGGUCCCGAUCAAUCUCGAUCUCCUCGGCUAUGGCUGUCAUUGUUAACCCGCCGCCUAUGGCGCGUGUUAAUGGUUCGCGGACUGGACCUGCCUAUUCCGAGGACGAUGAUCGGUCUAUUCGUCGUCAUCGCCGGGUCUCUUGGGAGAGUCGGUGA